UUCAGAUGGGGAACGCUUAAGAAACGUUGCGAGCACCAAUCGCCCUCCAGAAUUCUAAAGAUCAUUAUGUGUCAUCUGCCAACUCAUCAACGGGCUCCUCUCCUCCAUUGCUGUCUGCUUUUGAGAAGUCUGCUAUCGACACCGAUUGACCUGAGACGAUCCAGCCGUGGCAUGGGAGCCAUGUCUACAACAAUCAGUCAGUCUUUUUGCUUCGGCUCAGUAUCGCAAGUCGUCGGUAUCGUUCGGGUCCUAUGCCAGGUCUGGGGUCAUCACGGAUUUAAAUGCCAUGGAUGACUCAACAAGUCCCAAUGUCUUUUACCGAGGGGUUGGUAGCGAUUCCUGUUGGAAGCAGCCAUAACCUUGCGAGACGAAAAGGCGGAGGGACAGGUCGUAAAGUACACACCGUGUACAUGCGUACUUCGCUGCCAAGCAGGUACUUCAGUGUGCAACUCGAUUACCUUCUGAAUUUGAAAAAGAUGUUGGUAGGGUCCAGCACAGUACAGCGGCCUGCGACCAUAUUAUCGUGUGGAUUCAUUAUGAGGACGGUCACUAAGAGGUGCGGCUUGAUGACGGAGAUUUCUCGCUCGAGUUAUGGACAAGCAGUCAAACUAAUGACCCACUCACUUGCCUUAUUUGGUAUGCAAAUCGUUGUCUGCUUCGCUAGAUUGUCGGUUCAUUAUUUAUGGCGAAGUAAGUUCAGCAUGCACCGCACGAUCUGCCCGCUUGUUCCAAGAUCUCGAUAUCGACACCUUCGAACUGUCCGCCUGGUGAUGCCGGACAAGUGUGCUUCGCUCUUUACACUACAGGCUUGGUGCGGGUGAGACAUAGGUUGAUCGACCCCUUAUUCUAAUAAUCACAUGGCAACCCUCGCCUCGUCAGGGCCCAGAAGCCAAGAAUCGCGGCUCCUCAGUCUCAUGGCUUCUUGAACACAUACUUGGUGCGGUUCUCGUUACCAUUGAUUUACAUUUCAGUCCAUAUAUACUAGUGUAUGUAAAGCGUGUAUCAAGGCCCUGUUACCUUGAAAGUGAAGCAAAGGUGCGGCACCGGAUAUUCCGCACGCGGUAUGG
This is a messenger RNA of Neurospora crassa OR74A, 1067 nucleotides long. RefSeq lists its product as hypothetical. Bases 282 to 821 code for a protein of 179 amino acids. Lineage: Eukaryota; Fungi; Ascomycota; Sordariomycetes; Sordariales; Sordariaceae. The record is from RefSeq and is a predicted model, not a curated record. The transcript has a single exon.